This is a messenger RNA of Oryzias melastigma (Indian medaka), 4753 nucleotides long. It is a transcript of the gene abr, whose product is annotated as ABR activator of RhoGEF and GTPase. The record is from RefSeq and is a predicted model, not a curated record. Lineage: Eukaryota; Metazoa; Chordata; Actinopteri; Beloniformes; Adrianichthyidae. Gene Ontology annotation, cellular component: membrane. Gene Ontology annotation, biological process: protein phosphorylation; intracellular signal transduction; positive regulation of GTPase activity. Gene Ontology annotation, molecular function: GTPase activator activity; guanyl-nucleotide exchange factor activity; protein serine/threonine kinase activity. The coding region runs from base 300 to 3575 and encodes 1091 amino acids. The transcript has 23 exons.
AAUCCUGACGUUUGACACUUUUCCGAGCAGUUCCUGAAGGCAGCACCGACUGUCUCUACAGGAAGUCUUGAAAGUUUUCUGCUCCGAGCCAAACUAGUUAUAUGCAUUGGUCUCUGCGCAUCCGCGCUGUCUGAGGUCCGUUUGAGGAUGUGGCUGAUCUGAACCAGGCCGGGCUAAUAACGAAACUCUUAGUUGUUCUGUUAGGAAACGGGAGGUGGGUCUAUGCGACAGACGCGGCGCGAAGUGUGAGUGAAGGUGAAGACGGAACAGUUAGCUUAUCUCACACCGUGACCAUCAAGAUGUGGGAACAGGAGGAGUUCGUGAAACACUGGAGGAACGAAUUCCCUGAUGGAGAGGUGCCCCGCAUGGAUUUACACUCCGUGGAGGACAUCGAGUCGGAGCUGGAGGCGUGUAAAGCCAACCUGAAGAAGCUCCAGCAGGCGCUGAAGGAGGAGAAAUUCAAGGUGAUCUACCUGCAGACCACAGUGGUUCGGCUGAAGAAAACCCUCCCGGAAAAGGCUGGUGGUAGAGGCGCGUGCGCUCAAACCAAGACGGAGAACGUUAGAAAACCGCCACGGCAGGACCAGGUAAGCACCGGGGAGGGGGCCAGGGGGCCCGACUCCGGUGGCGUCAAGUCAAACGCAGGCAGAACCCCCAACCCUUUGGACCGGGAACAGGGCAGGUUCAGCGGGAGGACUGGGAAGGCGGUCCCCAUCCCCGUCCCGCCGCUGAAGCCCGGCUUCAACAAGGCCCCCGCCUCCGUGCCCCACGACGAGGAGGGCAGCGACCGGGAGUACGAGGACGCGGAGCUGAACGAGAACUUCGUGAGGAGUAACCUGUUGACCCCGAAGAUAGUGGUCAGGGAGAGCCACCGGGACGGACGGCCGUCCCUCGGCUUCAGCAGGGACCUGGACUCCGGGGAUGAAGACCGUCUGUCGCCAUCCUUUCCGCGAAAACCGCGGAGAGGCUUCUCCGGCUCCGGGUUCAGCACCCCCGACAGGAGGAGUGAUGGAGAGCUGAGCUCCGACCAUGAGGACUCCUCAUCAGCAGGCACCUCAGAAUGUAACUACAACACAGAUGGCUAUGAAGGAGAAGGAGCAGAAGACGGCAAGUCCCAGGACGGCUCUGAGACGCUGCCCUACAUAGAUGAAUCCCCUACUAUGUCGCCCCAGCUGUGCGUGGCCCAGGGUCCUGACGGAGAAGUCAUCUCCCCCACACCACCAGAGGGCCUGCAUGAGGGAGACCUUGAGAAAGGUCUGGAGAUGAAGAAACUGGUGCUGUCUGGGUUUUUGACCAGUGAAGAGAUCUACAUCAACCAAUUAGAGGCUCUACAACUGCCUCUGCGGCCCCUGAAAGCCACAGCCACAACAUCCCAGCCCGUCCUGACUAUGCAGCAGAUCGACACCAUCUUCUACAAAAUCCAAGACAUCCUCGAGAUCCACAAAGAGUUCUUCGACGCCCUCUUACCCAGCAUACAGCAGUGGGACGAGAAAGUCACAGUUGGACAUUUGUUCAAGAAGUUGGCCAGCCAGCUGGGAGUGUACAAGGCCUUUGUAGAUAACUACAAAAUAGCUCUGGAGACGGCAGAGAAAUGCAGCCAAGCCAACAUGCAGUUCCAGAAGAUAUCUGAGAAUCUUAAAGUCAAAGGGCCUAAGGACUCAAAGGACUGCACCACAGUUUCAAUGGAAGCUCUUCUCUACAAGCCGAUCGAUCGUGUUACCAGAAGCACACUUGUCCUUCAUGACUUGCUGAAACACACCCCCAAGGACCACCCAGACUUUCCUUUGCUGCAGGACGCUUUACGGAUUUCACAAAACUUCCUUUCCUCCAUCAACGAGGAGAUCGACCCUCGCAGAACCGCCGUCACUACGCCCAAGGGGGAGGCCCGGCAGCUGGUGAAGGAUGGAUUUCUGGUGGAGGUGUCUGAAAGCUCCAGGAAACUACGACACGUUUUCCUCUUCACCGAUCUGCUACUGUGUGCUAAGAUGAAGAAGACGUCUGUGGGUCGUCAUCAGCAGUAUGAGUGCAAGUGGUACAUCCCCCUGGCAGAUUUAACUUUCCAGACUCCGGAUGACUCAGACCCCUGUCCCAGCAUUCAAGUCCUUCCUGAGCACGAGAUCGAGGAGAUGAAGAUGAAAAUCUCAGUCUUAAAGAAUGAUAUUCAAAAAGAAAAGAAAGCUCCAAAGGGUCAGAACCGCGCCGAGCGUUUAAGGAAGAAGAUGAACGAGCAGGAGUCUUGGUUGCUGCUGCACUCCCCCACCAUCCCCUUCCGCGUCCACAAUAAACAUGGAAAGAGCUUUCUUUUCCUCCUUUCCUCCGACUAUGAGAGGUCAGAGUGGAGAGAAAGCAUCCAGAAACUCCAGAAGAAAGAUCUCCAAGUUUGCAUACUAACCACUUAUGAACUCCAAGUUCUGACCAACUCCUGUGUCAAACUCCGAACAGUCCACAACAUUCCCGUCACCGGUAACAAAGACGAUGAGGAGAGCUCUGGCCUGUACGGUUUUCUGCAUGUGAUCGUCCACUCAGCCAAAGGAUUCAAGGAGUCAGCCAAUUUAUAUUGCACUCUGGAAGUGGACUCUUUCGGCUACUUUGUCAGCAAAGCCAAGACCCGAGUCUUCAGAGACACCACCGAGCCUUUGUGGAACGAGGAGUUUGAGAUUGAACUGGAGGGCUCCCAGUACCUGAGAAUCCUCUGCUACGAGAAGUGUUACGACAAAAGCAUGCUCAACAAGGACGACAAUGAGAUCGUGGACAAGAUCAUGGGCAAAGGCCAAGUCCAGCUGGAUCCACAGACAGUACAGUCCAAGAACUGGCAGGUGGACGUGAUCGAGAUGAACGGGAUAAAGGUGGAAUUCUCCAUGAAGUUUACAAGUCGAGACCUCAGUUUGAAGAGGACGCCGUCCAAGAAGCAGAGUGGGGUGUUUGGAGUCAAAAUCAACGUAGUAACAAAGCGCGAGCGCUCCAAGGUGCCUUACAUAGUCCGUCAGUGCAUUGAGGAAGUGGAGAAGAGGGGGAUCGACGAGGUGGGAAUCUACAGGAUCUCAGGGGUGGCCACUGACAUCCAGGCUCUGAAGUCGGCAUUUGACACGAAUACCAAAGAUAUCCUCGUGAUGCUGAGUGACAUGGACAUCAACGCCAUUGCAGGAACACUCAAGCUUUACUUCAGGGAGCUGCCGGAGCCUCUGCUCACCGACCGCCUCUACCCUGCUUUCAUGGAGGGCAUAGCUCUCUCAGACCCAGCAGCCAAGGAGAACUGCAUGAUGCACCUCCUGCGCACCCUGCCCGACCCCAACAUCAUGACCUUCCUCACGCUGCUGGAGCACCUCAAACGGGUUGCUGAGAAGGAGCCGGUCAAUAAGAUGUCCCUCCAUAACCUGGCCACGGUGUUCGGCCCCACCCUGCUCCGGCCCUCCGAGUCCGAGAGCGUGAAGGGUCAGCACAUCACCUCAGCAAGCGACAUCUGGUCACAUGACGUCAUGGCACAGGUCCAGGUGUUGCUCUACUACCUGCAGCACCCCCCCAUCUCCUUUGCUGAACUCAAACGCAACACGCUCUACUUUUCCACUGACGUCUAACCACCCCUCCCUCGCGCCACUGAGGGCUCCGCGCGGGACGGACUCCAUUCAAACUGUGGACCCCGCCACUCCAGUCCUCAUGGCCUCACCUACGCCCCCCGCAGGCGGCUCGUCUCAGCUGUACAGACCCCUCCCUCAUGUGUCCAUCUGGUUCCCCAGCACCUGUUCUGUGUGGAGAUGGGGAGGAGGCCGCAGAGAACUGUUCCUGUUUUUAAUGCCGCCUCCCACCCUCUCUGGGGACCUGUAUGGGUGGGGCGGGGGGUCUUAGGGCCACAGCCUGGUGCAGUGGCUCCUAAUCUCGGUGUGGUAAUCUGGUUUGAUCAACACAGACACUCAAACUCCGGCUUUCUCCUGACGGAGGCAUUCCAGAACAGCGGCAUUUCUAUGUUUUCUACGUCGGCGUGUGGAUGUGUGUCGGCCAUGGACGUACGCAUGGAGUCGGUGUGUUUUUCACGUCGGGAAGCGGCAGGGAUCGGGUCUGUACUGACGAGCCAGAACCAUCCCUGCUCAGAAUUGUUUGGCCAAAUGACCCUAUUUAUUUAAAGUGCAUAGAAUAUGUGUGCCUGUACAGUUUAGUGCGACUAGAGGAAACUCUAAGGAGUCUGUUUUAAGUUGAUCCAGUUAGUGGUGUUUUGUUUUUUUAGUCUGAGUUUCUUCUUCACCGUGUCCACGCUGGAUAAGCCGUGCUGAAAGUCUGCUGGUUCCUUUCAGAUCACUUCCGUAGAAGUUCAAUGAGGCACUUGUGUUUGGGGGGGUGAGGGCGAGGCGGACAACAGUUCUUCUUUUAUCUUCUUGCAUUUUAAGCCUGUUCCAAGUGACUUUCUGCACCGGUAUUACUUGUAGGAUGGUUUGUAUAGUUGCCCUCAUUGCAUGUCCGGCUUGUGGAGGCGUCUGAACGCAAAGGCGGGUCGUUCCUGCAAGACUCCAACUGUCAGGAAAACCAACUCUGCUCAGUUCCAACCUUUCUGCUAUCAAGCCUGCAACCUAUCUUAACCAAACUGCAAGCACUGCUAGAUACGUAAUAUUUGAUAUUUUUAAUAUAAGAUUAAAAUAAAAUAAAAACUGUUGUAUUUUACUUCCUUUGAGAAGAGUUUCAUUAUUCUGUAAUAUUGAGAGUUGAUGUCAAUGUGAUCUGUUUUUUCUGUUUUUUUUUAGUAAAAUAAAAGUUAUAAAAACAC